UUGAUUUUUACUAAACUAUUUUCUAAUAACUAUUAUAAUUUUUUUUUCAAUAUAUAUAAGAAAAAUACAAUCAAAGCUCAAUUUCAAACACUAAUUUAAAUUAUGGUUUUUAUAUUAACAUUUAUAGAUAGCUCAGCUGGGUCAAUAUAUAUAUAUAUAUAUAUAUAUAUAUAUAUAUAUAUAUAUAUAUAUAUAUCCGUUCGAGUUUAAUCCCAGCUCAGUUAAAAAUGUAUAUGUAUCAGAAGCAAGUUGAUAUAAUAUUUUGGGUUAAUGAUCCAUCGUCCAUAGCAAAUAUUGGAUAUAAAUUACAAAGAGAAAGGUUGUUGGAUUAGAUAAGAUUAAAAUAAGGCAAUAUAAAUAUUCAUCCGAUGGUCAACAUGAACAAAAUAAGUUAUUAUAAUGUCUGUCUUUCGGGCUCUGCUCAAACCACAACUUUAGAUGCUUCCGGUUCAUAAAGCACUAUGUAAUGAGUAGGAACCUUCCAACUCCGUCACCAGAUUCUGUAAUAUUUUUCUUACGUUGAACUUCAACAAUACUAAAUUAGGUUUAAUGUGCAUGUAAAUAAGUAUUUUCUAGAAUAUAUGUACUUUUUAGAUAUAACUUCAACUAGACUGAAAUAUACUACAAAUUAUGAAUUUUCUAUUUUAACUUCAAAUAAAUGGUUGUGUAAUCAAGUAAUAUAAUGACCACCUCGCCUGAUUGAUUACAAGGACAAUGGACUUCCAGAAGUACCAAACGUUGGGCCAAAAACAAUCACUGGGACCAAAACAAACAAACAAACACUAAGCAAAGCAAUGAACUCAUUUGGAGCCCAAACAAUACAUAUAUAUAGACUUCUAAAUUCACUAGGAUAUCGAAAGAUUCACAUGCUAUGGCUUGAUUCUGCAACUAAGCGGAUCAAGAAAAAAAAAAGACAUUUACUCGUUACUAACAUUCUUUUCUCAUUUUUAAUUAGAUUGAACUGAUCUCGAAUUUCACACAAGAUAUUUAUUCACUAAUCGAGAAAUGAUUGUAGCAGUUUUGAUGUUUCUUUCAAAAUCCUAAAUAAUAGUUUUUAUUCAACUACCUAAAAAUCCAUAUUACGUAUUUUAUCAACUUCUUAAAAUGAUUAAUUUAGUUUCGAUUUUCCACGUUAAAACUGAUUUUGUUUAUACAAUUAAAGCAGAGUACAUUCACAAAUCACAAUUUAAUAUAGUGUACUGGCUAGUUUUAUAAGCUUCAUGUCUUUUGUCAAACUAUUAUAUGUUACGAUAUCUUCUUAUUUUCCAUGCAGGAUAUUCGAGAAAUAUCAUGAAUUCAAACCAAUCCAUGUUCGUUCCAUAUCUUAACAAUUUUUUUUAAAAAUUAAAUAUAGAAUUAUUUCCGAAUUUCCAUUUGCAUGUUAGUUUAUCAGUUCCAAGAAGUAGGGGAAUAGAGGAAAGCAAGUGUCGCACUAUCAACGAUGAAAGAGUGACACCCAUCAUAGACUCUAAGAGCAGCAGCAAUGGUAUUAUCCAAAAUUUUUUUUUAAAAAAAAUGUAUUUUAAUUUUUUAAUUUUUUAACUUUUUUCAGAUUUAAAAAAAAAUAUAUCAAUCAAUCACGGAUCGUCACAUAUCGUGAAAACUCGCAAAUAGUACAAAAAUCCAUUAAAAAAUAAUUAUUAUUUAAAAAUUUUAAGGAUUGAAUCUUUACUUUUUGAUAAAAUUCACUGAUUAUUUAAUUAUUUAUUUUUAAAGACUUCCCCUUAAAAACUUUCAUUGCAGCUAACUAUCUUAUAAAGUAUUCAUUUUUUCUCCGUUACUCAUCAUAUUACUAGACUUUAGUACUACUAGUUCUUUCUCAUGCAUCUUAAGAGCCAUUGACAGAUUUGUAGUAAGUAGACAACGAGAUUUAUAUUUACAAUGAAGUCAUAAUUAACAUAAUGACGGAUUUACCCGAGUGAACACAUUUUUCUCUACAAUUUUGUUACCGAAGUUGGUAACUCAACCGAUUCAAUGCGUAGUUUAUAUUCUGAUCGUCUUUAACACUAACACCAACUACAAACAUAAGGCUGCAUGUUUAACUUCCUAAGUUAAAAAGAAACUAUAAAAGACUUCAUGAUUGCAAGAGCAAAUAGCUACAAAAACCUCUCUCUACCUCUCGCAUCUCCCUAACCCUCUCCUAAACCUAAACGCGUCUCCUCCGCCGCCGUGCGCCUCGCCGGUAGGCGGAGCCUCUCUCUCCCUUAUCUCCUUUUCCUGUUUGCUCCUCUGUUUCUCCGGUUCUGUAAGCCGAUAUGUCUAAGUUCUGGUCCUCUAUGGCAAAAUCGUUGUUCAGAUCCGCCGGUGGUGGUCCUUGAAGUCGGUGGAGGCUAUAGAUCUGGAAGGAGGGUGAGGUUUAUAGGCCGGGUGUUUGCAGUGGAGUCGGCGUUUAGGAGCUUGUCUGCUUAAACCGGUGAUUUUCUCUUCUUUCCGGUCAGCUUGUCAGUGGCGAAGAUGCGUGGAUCAGCUUCAGAGGUGGAUCUUCCAGAUCUUGCGGUUAUGGGCUUCAUUGUGGAUGGAUCUGUCCUCUCUGCCCUCGUCUUCUCCGGCUUCCUCCGUGGAGUUUUCCGGUGACUCUGCGGCUUAUGACAUCUUCUCCGUCGUCUCUUGCGGCUCCUUGACCAGUGGGGUUCAGAGCGUCUGGAGGUUGAAGCAACAUCCUUCGGUUCUCGACGGGUGCGCAUGUCUGGUGGGAUGGUGGGGUAGUCUGGUCAACGUCUCACUCUCUCCCGGUUGGCGGCGCGUGUGGAGUGGAUUCUGCGCAGCUUUGGCUCCGAUCCUCUCGGGUCGGUAGGGGUCUAUCUUCUUUGCUUUUUUUGAUGUUCUGUCUGAAGCCGGUGAGGUGGCUUUUGCCAGGUUCCGCUUUCUUGCUUGAUUACAAGGAUGUGACCAUCAAGGCUCCGGUGGAGUCGUGCUGUAUCUACGGUGAAAGGCCGUUUACGAGCUAUUGCUUUAGUGGCCGUGACGGUUUAGUAAACGUUGGGUUCAGGAUCAGUUUGCAAUUGAUUUUGGGCUGUGUCUUGUAAUCUUUUUUUAUCACGAAUAAAUGCUCGGUUUGUUGGAGCUAGUGCUUGACCAGUGGGGGUGGCUGGUUUCCGGAUGGUGGAUGCGAAUGCCGUCUUCUGCGAGCUGUUCUUGGUCGGGCCAGAUCAUUAAGAACAGAUCAUCGGGGAGGCCAAAAUUACUGGAUUCUGUGUCUCGGUUUAACUGUAGCCUUUCUUUUUGCGGUAAGCAGCUGUGCGGUUUAGUUGAGGCCUCUGUUUCCGGCUUAUGUCAUGUUGUGUCGGUCUUGCUUACACUAGAUCGAGUCAUUGUUUAGUUUUAUUUUCUUUCAUCCACUUCUUGUUGUCUUUGUAUUUCUGUCAAAAAUCUGAAAAUUGGUGAUAAUAUUUUUACAUUUUUACCAAAAAAAAGAACAAAUAGCUAAAUUCCCAAUAUUUUUUUAAUAUACAAUAUAAAUUAAUAGAUUUUUCUGCAAAAUUAGGUCAUAUUUAAAAAUCUUAAUCAUAAAUUAAACUGUAACUCAACGUGUAUUGAUCAUUUUACGACCCCUAUGUAAGCGAAAAUAGAAUAAAUGUCUUCUCCUGGUCAGCAUGUAAAGUAAAUCUAGGCAGAAAUCAACUAUUUCAAGAACUGUUAAAAUACUAAGAAAUUGAUGUUUUGCUUUGUUCAGCAAGGGAAAUAGAAGGAAGUGAAUAAAAGGUUUAAUAAGUAGUGGUAGAAAAUUAGGUACUUCGAGCCGAAGCACCUAAAGAAUGGUUGAGCCAUGUGUUCCAAGUCGUUUGCCAUGACGUCCAUCAUGUUGACACGUCGUAUACAAGUAUGACAUGUUCCAUUUUUGCGUGUACGUAGAUACUCUCUCCCUUAUUUAUUUUUGUUAUUUCUUAUUGUUAUACAUAUCUUGAAACAAAAUUGAAGUACCUGUUUGAAACUUAAACGGCGAAACUUAUAACCUAAGUAAGAACAAAAAUCCUACAAUCGUAAGUGUUGCAGAAUAGAAAAAGAUAGAAUCGGAUAUGAAUGUAAUCUAAGUUAAAUUAUAGUGUUUUGUCAUCACUCAGAUAUUCAAAUGAAAUCAUUCAUCUUAUACUACAAAUUUAUAUAUGAAAGUAUGGGAAAUGGAAGUAAAAUAAAGUACGGGAAACCGAAUUUUACGGAGUACUAAGUCAUAUUAUCGAAUUUUUACUUUUGUAAGCAUAAUGGUCUAGAGAGAACUCGCGUGAGUGAUAAUCAAAACAGUGGUCGGGGGUCGCUUUCUUGUAACACAGAGACAGAGACGUGAAAUAAAUAAAACGAGAUUCCUUAGUAUACAUAUACUCACACGUAGAAACUCAUACACAUGCCACGUAAGAAUACGUAUACUCAUGACGUGUCCAUGAAUAUAUAUAUAUAUAAACGUACGCUUCAGUUUCCGCAUUCAUUACCAAUUUAGUUUGAAAUUAGUAACCAGCCCUCAAAGAACACACCACCAUGGAAGAAGAGCAACCUCCGGCCAAGAAGCGAAACAUGGGACGAUCUAGAAAAGGUUGUAUGAAAGGCAAAGGCGGUCCACAGAACGCUACGUGUACCUUCCGUGGAGUUAGGCAACGGACUUGGGGUAAAUGGGUCGCUGAGAUCCGUGAGCCUAAUCGUGGCACCCGCCUAUGGCUCGGCACUUUCAAUACCUCAGUGGAAGCCGCCAUGGCGUACGAUGAAGCCGCUAAGAAACUGUAUGGACACGAGGCUAAACUCAACUUGUUGCACCCACAACAACAACAACAAAAGCAAUGUGUAAAUAGGAACUUGUCUUUUUCUGGCCACGGGUCAGGUUCUUGGGGAUAUAAGUUCGACACGGUUCGUGGGUUGGAGCUUGGUCUCGGUACGUCAAAUGAGGCACGUGGUUCGUGGUCGGGAGGUUUUAGUUUUCUACAAGAAGAUGAUUAUCAUAAUUCUAAUCGGUACGUAUCUUCAAGUGGGUCAAAUCUUUCUUGGUUAUUACCCAAACGAAGUAGUUCACAAGAUCAAGAAAGUGUUAAUGCUGCGAGUGGUAGUGGCGGCCAGACGUUUUCGACGAAGUUGAAACCUCAGAACUUGAUGAUGACUCCUUCGGACUACGGAUCAUCAAAUGGAGUUUGGUCUAGGUUUCUUGCGGGACAACAAGAGAAUAAGAUUGAAUAUGACGUGUCAUCAUCUUGUGGCUCGUCGGACAAUAAGGAGAGUGUGUCGGCUCCUAGUGGUGAGUCAGGUGACGCUGGAGAAGGGUUGCAUAGGCCGGAGGUGGAGGAGGAAACAGGGUAUUUGGAGAUGGAGAAUCUUUUGGAGAUUGAUGAUUUGGGCUUGUUGAUUGGCAAGAACGGAGACUUCAAGAAUUGGUGUUGUGAUGAGUUUCAACAUGCAUGGAAUUGGUUCUGAGAGAGUUUUGCUUAUUCUGUCACUGUCAUUAUUUAUUUAUUAUAAUUUAUCUCUUAAGUUUGAUAUCUUAGGAUUAAAUAAUUGUUACAUACUUUUUCCCUACUGGCAUGUAGUAUGUGUAUAAAUAGGUUUGAGCAUGUUUUAAA
Molecule: messenger RNA, 5537 nt
Organism: Brassica rapa (field mustard)
Lineage: Eukaryota; Viridiplantae; Streptophyta; Magnoliopsida; Brassicales; Brassicaceae
Product: dehydration-responsive element-binding protein 2G
Biological process (GO): response to stress; positive regulation of DNA-templated transcription
Cellular component (GO): nucleus
Molecular function (GO): DNA-binding transcription factor activity; transcription cis-regulatory region binding
Source: RefSeq, a predicted model, not a curated record